UCUUCUUUCGACACCCGCCAACCGCUCGGGCUGCCACUUCCGCCGUGGCUCGGCGAGUGGGGGCGGAGGCGACUGGCUCGGCCUGUCGCUCACCGGCGGCGCAGCUGGGGGUCGGCACCUGGGGGAAGGUCCCCAGCAUCACCACCCCUUGUGGAGGCGAGCGGGCCGGCGCUGUGGCCGCGCGGAGCCAUCCCAGGAGAUUUACCAACAGCAUGAAUCAAGAAAAGUUAGCCAAACUUCAGGCUCAGGUCCGGAUAGGGGGCAAGGGUACAGCUCGCAGAAAGAAGAAGGUGGUACACAGAACAGCUACAGCUGAUGACAAAAAGCUUCAGAGUUCUCUGAAAAAGCUGGCAGUAAAUAAUAUAGCUGGUAUUGAAGAGGUGAACAUGAUUAAAGAUGAUGGGACAGUUAUUCAUUUCAACAAUCCCAAAGUCCAGGCUUCCCUCUCUGCUAACACCUUUGCAAUUACUGGUCAUGCAGAAGCCAAACCAAUCACAGAAAUGCUUCCUGGAAUAUUAAGUCAGCUUGGUGCCGACAGCUUAACAAGUCUUAGAAAAUUAGCUGAACAGUUCCCACGGCAAGUGUUGGAUAGCAAAGCACCAAAACCAGAAGACAUUGAUGAAGAAGAUGAUGAUGUUCCAGAUCUUGUAGAAAAUUUUGAUGAAGCGUCAAAGAAUGAAGCUAACUAAAAUCUUUUCUGGUGUUUGGAAGCUGGCAUGGACUAGAUUUAACAAAUCAGCUAUGUGGUUCCAAAGUGUUACCGACACAGAGAACAUCAUCUGUUACUAGUUCAGUAAUAUAAAUAUUUUGUAUAUUAAUAAUGCUGUUUGUUCAGCAUUUUUCGGUCAUUUGAUUUUGCAUUUUGCACUUCCUACCAGGAUCUAUUCUUUUGGUCAAAAUAUGAAGUAUUGGUACAGUUUGAGGGUGUUUGGGGUUUUGAUUCUUGGAUUUUUGUUGGGGGGGUUAAUUUUGGUGUAUGUAUGUAUAUGUAUGUUUGUGGGUGUGUGUAUACACAACGGAGAACAAAUUGAAAUACAGUUCUAUUUAUCCUCUUCCUCCAGUAGAAAUAAAACAAAUCUUUACAUUUGCUACCUUUUUCCCCCCAGUAAUACACAGAAUUAAUGAAAAAUGAGUCUUUGAUUUCAAAUCUGAAGAGAUUUUUACUGUUGGAGGUUUGGUUUUAAUUUGUUUGGUUAACUGCCAUAUUUUUCAUACAUUUCUCUGGGUUUAAGAUACCUUAAGGGGAAAAAAAAGAUAUUUUAAGGAGCAGGGCGUGGUGGCGCACACCUGUAAUCCCAGCACUUGGGAGGCCGAGGCAGGAGGAUUACCUCGAGUUCCAGGCCAACCUGGGCUGCAUAGUGAGUUCAAGGCCAUUAUGAACUACACAGUAAGACCCUGUCUCAGAAAACCAAAAAAAAUUUUUUAAAGAUGUCUUAAGAUAUUUUACUACUAGUCUCAUGCUGGAGUAAUGGGUCACUUAUCUUUGGUGUAGUUACCUUUGAUUCACUUACCUGGUCAGACCCAGAAUUUCUUUUACUCUGUUACUUCCUUUUUUUCUUUCCCAUUUUCCUUUACAGUGCUGGGGAUCAAGCCAAGGGCUUCACACAUACUAGGCAAUUGUUCUGCCACUGACCUAUAUCCCCUCCACCAUCUUUCUCCCUAAAUGCUUUCUUUCCCUCCUUUUGAUCUUUAAGUGGCCUGGUCAGCUUUUGGUAAUACUGUUCCUUAUCUUCCACCUAGCUUGAGAAAGAUGUUCUCCUUAGAGUUAAGGGACCUCUCUUUGUUGUAAGAUUAUGUUCCCUCAUCUUGAGGAACAACAGUUCAUCUUCAAGUUUUUAUUUCUGCUCGCUUUUACAGUUUGGUAGAUUUCAAACUGGAAUAGCUAGCAUGUGCUUGCUAAUACUUUUAUGCCAGCCUUACCCUGUAUCCUAACUGUUCUCAAUAGGUACAAGAAUGCUUCUUUCAGCAAGGUUAAAACUGGGAAUGUCCUUUUGAUUGGGAAGAAAAUAGGCCAUAGGCUCAUCCUCCAGCACAAAUGGGCAUUCUGUGAAAUGAUAACUGGCCCUAGAAGGAUUAUUUCAUUCCUACUCUUAGCCUUGAACCUACCUCUGGGUUGGAUUUUAUUAUGUAGCUGCUCACAGUAACCUCCUACAUGCUUAGAAUAAUGAUUUGUGGUGAGCACUGGUAAAGUACAGUAUUUAUUUUUUCACCUCCUUUCAGAGAACUUGGAGGUAAACUGCAUUCAUUCACUGAAGUUUCCCUGUUGCUAUCUGAUAGAAGCUUGGAUUUUGCAUAUCAGCUUAUAACCAAUAUUUUAGGAUAAGAUUUAGAAAAUCUGUCAUUUCCUGGCCCAUCACCAAACUACAGUUUAACCUUGCAGCAUAUCAAUUUUUUGUUUUUAAGCUAGAUAUCUUUUUUUGGUAUCUAAAGUGCAAGACCAACAAUUUAGCCAGGUGUGGUGGCACACACCUGUUAUCCCAGCACUCUGGGAGGCUGAGGCAGGAGAAUCGCCAUGCCAUGAGGCCAACCUACGCUACUUAGUGAGUUCAGGGACAGCGUGAACUACAUAGUGAGAGCCUAUCUCAAGGAAAAAAAAUUUUAUUGAGGGAUCUGUAGACAUGAAGGGAAAAAAACUUGUGUUUUUUCAUCCAAACACUUCAACCUAUUUUAUAAAUCUGAUUUCUGUUAUGUUUUAUAUAAUAUAUGGACUUAAAAUAACAGUAACAAAAUAACUACGAAAGAGAAA
Messenger RNA from Heterocephalus glaber (naked mole-rat), 2746 nucleotides. RefSeq names its product basic transcription factor 3 like 4 (gene Btf3l4). NCBI's taxonomy places the organism in Eukaryota, Metazoa, Chordata, Mammalia, Rodentia, Bathyergidae. The record is from RefSeq and is a predicted model, not a curated record.